UCCACACCAAUCUGGAUUAAAACAGGACGUGUCUUAUCUCAAUGGGAGUUCUCCAUUUACUUGUGUCUGUUUACGUGAGCUGGACCGGUUUGCUAUACUGACAUCUCUGAUUCCCUAGACGAUUUUAUUGAAGGAUUUCUGGUAGGUCCCACGUUCAGACAAGAUGUGGUGUCAUUGAAACAUUGGUCUCCUUCAAUUCACAGUUUACCUUUUUUACUGGGAAGCCUCACUUUAUUUUACGGCUUAGGCCUACUGAACUUAUGAAACAAUGGCAGAAGGAGAGACGGAGUCACCUCGGCCUAAAAAGUGUGGUCCAUACAUUUCCUCUGUCACCAGCCAGAAUGUGAAUGUGGUGAUCCGAGGGGUGGUACUCUUCUUCAUUGGAGUCUUCCUUGCAUUAGUUUUGAAUUUGCUUCAGAUUCAGAGAAACGUGACACUUUUUCCACCAGAUGUAAUCACGAGCAUUUUUUCAUCUGCCUGGUGGGUUCCACCAUGCUGCGGCACAGCCUCAGCUGUGAUUGGACUAUUGUACCCCUGCAUUGACAGGCAUCUAGGAGAACCACAUAAAUUUAAGAGAGAGUGGUCCAGUGUCAUGCGCUGCGUAGCAGUGUUCGUGGGUAUAAAUCACGCCAGUGCUCACUGGUCUCAGAAAGUAGACUUCGACAACAACUUCCAGUUUUCCCUCACACUGGCUGCACUGUCAGUAGGACUGUGGUGGACUUUUGACAGAUCUAGAAGUGGUUUUGGCCUUGGCGUUGGGAUUGCUUUCUUAGCAACCGUUGUCACCCAACUGUUAGUCUACAAUGGUGUUUAUCAAUACACAUCUCCAGAUUUUCUCUAUGUCCGUUCUUGGUUGCCAUGUAUAUUUUUUGCUGGAGGCAUAACGAUGGGAAACAUCGGUCGUCAACUGGCAAUGUAUGAAUGUAAAGUUAUUGCUGAAAAAUCUCAUCAAGAAUGAAGAGGGCAGCCAUCUUAGCUGUUCUGUGAAAGCCAUGGGGAAGCAGCAUGGGUGUGAGAGGCACACCAAUGGAACUUUGGACUGGAAAAUUGCAAGAACACAGUUUUUUCU
Grammomys surdaster is the source of this 1069-nucleotide messenger RNA. RefSeq names its product insulin induced gene 2 (gene Insig2). Gene Ontology annotation, biological process: SREBP signaling pathway; SREBP-SCAP complex retention in endoplasmic reticulum; cholesterol biosynthetic process. NCBI's taxonomy places the organism in Eukaryota, Metazoa, Chordata, Mammalia, Rodentia, Muridae. The transcript is spliced from 6 exons. The record is from RefSeq and is a predicted model, not a curated record. Gene Ontology annotation, cellular component: SREBP-SCAP-Insig complex; endoplasmic reticulum. The coding region runs from base 269 to 958 and encodes 229 amino acids.